CUACGCGCACACUCCCGAGUAGAUAACCGUCGCGGCGCGAAGCUGAUUGUCCCUAUCGACCCCCGCACCUCCCCAAUUUAAACCCGAUAAACCCUAACCCCCUUCCAACCUCCAUCAAUCAUCCAUGGCUUCCUCCUCUCUCCUUCUAAUCCUCCCCCUCCUCCUCCUCCUCUCAGCCUCCCCCUCCCCCGCGGCGGCGACCCACCGCUUCAAUUCCGGCCUCGAUCGAGGAAGAAAGGUAGGGUCUUGGACGGAGAUUCCCGACGCUGAAUCUAAUAGAGAGAUUCGAGAUCUCGGCCGCUACUCUGUAAAUGAAUACAAUCACGUGUUCCGCGGCAGUGCGGAAAACCCUAUCGUCUUCUCCGGAGUGGUGAGCGCCGCCAGACAGGUGGUUUCUGGCAUCAAGUACCGGAUUCGAGUCGCCGCCGUUGAUGCCCGUACAGGCGAUCGGCGUUUCUUCGACGCGGUGGUUGUCGUUCGCGCCUGGCUCCGGAAUGGGGACCGCGAGCUUGUGUAUUUCAGUCCAUCGACUGAUUAGGGUUUUCAGUUCUGUUUUUUUUUUAUGUGGUUUGGUGAGGGAGAUGGAGUGUUUGAGUUGUGCUGUGAGUUCUUGGAGGAUGGAGCUGUUAACGGUUUUGUAAUAAUAAAUAAGAAAGGUGGUACUUUUGAUCUUUCAUGA
This is a messenger RNA of Phalaenopsis equestris, 679 nucleotides long. RefSeq names its product cysteine proteinase inhibitor 5. The record is from RefSeq and is a predicted model, not a curated record. The transcript has a single exon. Lineage: Eukaryota; Viridiplantae; Streptophyta; Magnoliopsida; Asparagales; Orchidaceae. The coding region runs from base 125 to 538 and encodes 137 amino acids. Gene Ontology annotation, molecular function: cysteine-type endopeptidase inhibitor activity.